AUGGACGAAGUUUCUCCAACAAAACAUUUUACAAGUAAACCAUUAUUACCUACUAAAACCCCAAGAGACAAGGCAAUUAGCCAUUAUGUUAAUGCAUUAAAUUCACCAAGAAAUGUUGUUAAAACAGAAACACCAGAAUGUGGGAUACAAAUAAUUGAUGGAGAUGGGAAUUUUGCAUCGACUGAUACAAGAGAAAGACCAUCAUUAAAAAAUUAUAUUUUAUCAAAACCAGAAUUCUUAAAACGAGGAAUGGAUUAUAAUGCAGUAGGUAUAUUAGGUGCUCAAAGUAGUGGAAAAUCUACAUUAUUAAAUUAUUUAUUUAAUACAAAAUUUAGGAUAUUAAAUGAAGUUAUGGGAAGAAGUAGAACUACACAUGGAGUAUGGAUGGCAUUAUCAGGAAAAGAAUCAAAUAUUGUUGUAUUUGAUUUAGAAGGUACAGAUGGAUCAGCACGAGAAGAUGAUUAUUCAUUUGAAAGAAAAACAUCAUUAUUUAGUUUAUCAGUAUGUAGUGUGUUAAUGGUUAAUUUAUGGUCACAUGAUGUUGGAAGAUUUCAAGCAUCAAAUAUGUCAUUGUUAAAGACAGUGUUUGAAUUAAAUCUUCAAUUAUUUGUCAAAGAAGAAACACCUAAAACAUUGAUUGUUUUUGUUAUUAGGGAUAGAGAAGCAGAUACACCUUUUGACCAAAUAGAAAGAGAUAUUAUGGAAGAUAUUAUGAGAAUUUGGGAUACAAUAAUUCCACCAGAAGAAUUUAUUAAUUCACCAAUCAAUAGAUUUUUUGAUUUUCAAUUCACUUCAUUACCACAUUAUGAACAUUUCUAUGAAAAUUUUGUUGAAGAAGUUAAUUUAAUGAAAAAAAAGUUUGAUCCAAAGAAUAAAGAUACAUAUUUCUUACCACAAUACACUAAAGAAAUACCAGCAGAUGGAUUAAGUUGUUUUUGUGAACAAAUUUGGGAAACUAUUAAAGAUAAUAAAGAUUUAGAUUUACCAAGUCAACGAGAAAUGUUAUCUCGUUAUAGAUGUACAGAAAUUUCUAAUCAAAUAUAUAAAGAGUUUAAUGAUAGUAUUAAAGGAGAAAUGAAAACAUUAAAGAAAGGAAAUAUUAUUGAAGAUUUUAAAAAAGUAUUUACUAAACAAAUAGAUGCAGCGUUAGAAAGAUAUAAAGAAGUUACAGAAAGAUAUAUGGAAACAAUUGUAGAAGAGAUUGAAGAACAAUUAAAAAAACAAUUAUGUGGAUUAGUUGAGUCAUUAUUUGAAAGACAAGCGGAAUUAAUGGAGAAAGCUAUUGGAAAACGACUCAAAGGAGAAUUUACAAUAAUUAGAAAUGAAUAUGCAUUAUUAUAUAAUAAGAAAGAAUUUAAUCCAAUGAAAUAUCAAAAAUAUAGUCAAGAGUUAUCAAGAACAAAAGCAGUUAUUGAACGAGAUUGGAGAAAACAAUUUGAUGAUUCAGUCCCCAAAUUUUUAGCAGAAAAGACAAAAGAAAAGUUUAAUAGUGUUUGUAAAGAUAUUGGAAUUGCAUAUGAAGAUUCAGUAUCUAAAAUGACAGAAGUAAUGAAACAACAUUUUGGAGAUUAUCUAGAAAGUACAAUAAAACCAAAAAUUACACCAUAUUUAGAGGCAUGUAAAAAAGAUAUGUGGAAAAAUAUUAGAAAUGUUAUUAAUAUACAAUUUACUAAUGGAUUUAAUAAAUUAGAAGAAGGAUUUAAAACAUGUAGUAAUAUGAAUAAAGAUACUAUUGAAGAAGAAAUUAAAAAAAGUAAAACAGAUAUUUUAAAUAUUAUAAAAGAAUUAGUUAUUAAAAGAAAAAUAGAAUUACCAUAUUUACUUGAAAGAAAAUUUAAUAAUAUGUUUAGAUUUGAUAAUAAAGGAUUACCAAGAAAAUGGGAACCUACAGAUGAUGUUGAUACACUUUAUUUUGCAGCAAGAGAUGAAACAGAAGAUAUUCUUGAUAUGUAUUGUUAUUUUAGAAUUGAAGAGAGUGAUGAUCAAUAUAAAUUUACAAUUAAUUAUAGAGAUGGAGAUUUACCAAGUGAAUCUAUUGAAGCAUUACCUAAAGGAGCUGAUGAAGAGAAAGUUAUUUUAAAUCAUGAAGAACGUAAAGAAUUAAUUGAAACAUUAAAUGGUUUCUUUGAAAAAGGAUAUUUAAUAGCAUUAAGAGAAAAAGAAAAUAGUGAAAUUAAAUAUCAAAUUCCAUUAUAUUUGAUUGUUCUAGUUGUAUUCUUUGGAUUUGAUGAAUUUAUUGCCAUAUUAACGAAUCCAUUAUUAUUCAUUUUAACUUUAAUUAUUGGAGGUGGUGUUUAUAUUGGAUAUAAAUUAAAUCUUGGAGGUGUUGCAAAGAAUUAUAUUCAAUAUUUAUUGUCUAUGUCAUUAUCUUCAACAAUGGAAUAUUUAAGAACUAUCCCAUUCUUUACACCAUUAAUUGAUAAAGUUUGGCCUAAAGAUGAUAACAAUACUGAAGAAACUCAAGAAGAAAUCAAAUAA
Messenger RNA from Entamoeba nuttalli P19, 2478 nucleotides. Its product is annotated as GTP-binding protein, putative. Lineage: Eukaryota; Evosea; Mastigamoebida; Endamoebidae. The transcript has a single exon. Bases 1 to 2478 code for a protein of 825 amino acids. The record is from RefSeq and is a predicted model, not a curated record. Gene Ontology annotation, cellular component: endoplasmic reticulum. Gene Ontology annotation, biological process: endoplasmic reticulum membrane fusion. Gene Ontology annotation, molecular function: GTPase activity; GTP binding.